Messenger RNA from Spodoptera exigua (beet armyworm), 1640 nucleotides. NCBI's taxonomy places the organism in Eukaryota, Metazoa, Arthropoda, Insecta, Lepidoptera, Noctuidae. The record is from the annotation of a GenBank genome assembly.
AUGCGGAGCUCGAGUGGAGUCGCCCUGGCCCGAGCACUUUCGGCAAUUCUUAGCUUGCUGUUGGUAGCAAGCGGGAGUGUCGGAGAAGGCCGCAGGGUGAGCAAUUACUCCUUCCCAGAUGAUUUCAUAUUCGGGGUAUCGACGGCCGCAUUUCAAAUUGAAGGAGGAUGGAACGAAGGGGGAAAAGGAGAAAGCAUGUGGGAUACAUAUGUUCAUGCCCACCCUGAGUACACAGCUGAUCAUUCGAAUGGUGAUGUAGCAGCUGACUCCUAUCACUUAUACAUGGACGAUAUUGACAUGAUCAAAAGUAUGGGAGUCGAUCACUAUAGGCUGUCUAUUUCAUGGCCCAGAAUUCUCCCUAACGGUACGGACAACAACAUAAGCUAUGACGGUGCAAAGUAUUACCGUACGUUGUUCAAAGAACUCCUAAAAGUUAACAUCACUCCUGUUGUUACACUUUUCCAUUGGGACAUGCCAACGCCACUCAUGGACCUCGGCGGCUGGAGUAACCCCGCUAUAGUUGAUUUCUUUGAGGACUACGCAAGGGUUGCAUUCAAUCUGUAUGGAGAUUUAGUAAAAAUGUGGACAACUAUAAACGAACCUCAUCAGCAUUGUUAUAAUGGUUAUGGUCGAGAUUACUUUGUACCAGCACUAAAGUCACACGGAAUCGGCGAGUACUUGUGCAGUCACUACAUCUUAUUAGCCCACGCUAGGGCUUACCGUUUAUACGAAAGGGAAUUUAAACCUUAUCAGAAAGGGAAGGUAGCUAUAACUCUUGACGCGUUUUGGGCUGACCCCAAAGAUCCCCAUAAACCCGAAGACGUUGAAGCAGCAGAAAAUUAUCUACAAAUGCAUCUGGGGAUAUAUGCACACCCUAUAUUCUCGGAUUUCGGCGACUACCCCAGUUUUGUUCGUGAACGAGUGAACAAUAUGAGUAGUCUUCAAGGUUUUUCAAGGUCACGUCUUCCAUAUUUCUCUGAUGAAGAGAUCAAGAUGCUUCGGGGCAGCGCAGAUUUCUUUGGUCUCAAUCACUACACAACAUUUUUAAUGAGUCCCUCAUCAAUGGAGCCGGAUUGGGAUGUUCCUUCUCUGGACCAUGAUACUGGAGUCAGAAUGGACCAAAAUCUAUCAUGGCCUAGACCUGGUGCUGAUUGGCUCACAGUAAAUCCUCCUGGAUUCCGAAAACUGAUUAAUUGGAUCCACAAUAAAUACAAUGUAUUGAAAAAAAUCCCAAUCAUUAUAACUGAGAAUGGAAUGAGUGAUAAGGGACAAACAGAAGAUUACGAAAGGGUCUCAUAUUACAACGAGUAUCUAAAUCAAGUCCUGAUAGCUAUUAAUGAAGAUGGUUGUAAUGUUAAAGGGUACUUUAGCUGGACUCUCAUGGAUGAUUUCGAAUGGAAUGACGGCUAUACGACGAAAUUCGGCUUGUUCAAAGUUGAUUUCGACAGCCCAUUGAAAACGAGGACACCAAAGCUUUCUGCCCACAAUUUCGCCAACAUCGUGCGCACGCGACUCAUUGACUUCGACUAUAUAAAACCGCCGUCAGAAUUUAAUAGAUUGCUUGAAUAGAUCCCGAACCAAUUGCAUUAAUUUAUGAGUCUAGUUAUAGUUUUAUUUAUGAAUUAAAUGUAAGCCACCCA